This is a messenger RNA of Mercenaria mercenaria, 1293 nucleotides long. RefSeq lists its product as uncharacterized. The record is from RefSeq and is a predicted model, not a curated record. The transcript has a single exon. The coding region runs from base 1 to 1293 and encodes 430 amino acids. Lineage: Eukaryota; Metazoa; Mollusca; Bivalvia; Venerida; Veneridae.
AUGGACCAGGACCAACAGACAAAAGUACUAGGUAUGCGGUGGAGUACCAAAUCGGACACAAUUACAUACAAGAAAAGGGAAUUAGCUCUUACAGACGACAUACUUACUACCAAACGAGAAAUCUUGAAGGAAUCUUCAACUAUAUUCGACCCACUUGGAAUACUUAGUCCCGUUACAGUCAAAUGCAAAAUGUUUAUGCAGUCAUUGUGGGAAAAGAAAUUCGACUGGGACGAAAUUUUACCCCAAGAAGUUAUUUCAGAAUGGAAGAAGAUUAGGUCAGACAUAGAGAAAUGCAUUGAAACAGAAAUCCCUAGGUGUUAUUUCACGAACCCGACGCCCAAAGAUAGAACAUUGCAUAUUUUCACAGAUGCCAGUUUUAAAGCAUAUGGCGCAUGCACUUACCUAGUUUCCGGGAAUGAGAGUAAAUUAGUCAUGGCAAGGAACAGAGUCGCGCCAUUAAAGCAACAUACCAUACCAAAGCUUGAAUUAACAGCUGCAGUUAUUGGGGCAAGAUUGUGUGACUACAUCACAUCAAGUAUUUACUGCAAGCGUGUGAUUUUGUGGCGCGAUAGUCAGAUAGUCCUCAAAUGGUUAUGUUCACCAAAGUCACAGAAACCUUUCGUUGGAAACAGUGAUAAAGAAAUCAUGGCAUUGACAAAUUCACAUGAAUGGCGAUAUUGUCCUACGGAAUCCAAUCCUGCAGAUCUCUUAUCAAGAGGAAUCUCCUUCGGAAAGUUCAAAUAUAAUACAUUGUGGAUGAACGGACCCUCCUGGUUGUUACAUGAAGAAAACUUUCCUGUUGGGGAGGAUCCUUUAGCAACAUUUGUGACAAGUAUUACAGAUACAUGUGAAGCUGUAGCAGGUACAGUCAGCGCAGAAGAACACAACGCGAAUGGACUCACUUCCGGCAAUGUAGCAGACAUAUUUAAUGUUAACAGAUUCAGUUCAUAUAAAAGAAUUUUGCACGUGACAGCAUAUGUACUGAGGUUCAUUAGUAAUUGUAGAAGUACACACAAGGUACACGGAAUGCUGAAUUCUCUUGAAAUUGAUUCCGCCUCAAGAGUACUGAUUGCGCAUGCGCAGAAGAAAAAUUACCCGGAUAUCAUAAAGUAUUUUGAGAAGAACUGUCGUCAGACGAAACCGAAUCUCAUCAGACAGCUUGAUUUAUUCAUGGAUGAAGAUAGAAUCAUUCGAUGUGGGGGACGAAUUGGAAAUGCAGCUUUACAUGAAAAGAUAAACUUACAGACUUUAUCAUUUCAAAUGCACAUGUUUCUAGCCUACACUCAGGUUUAG